Messenger RNA from Laccaria bicolor S238N-H82, 236 nucleotides. RefSeq lists its product as uncharacterized. The record is from RefSeq and is a predicted model, not a curated record. The coding region runs from base 1 to 165 and encodes 54 amino acids. NCBI's taxonomy places the organism in Eukaryota, Fungi, Basidiomycota, Agaricomycetes, Agaricales, Hydnangiaceae. The transcript has a single exon.
AUGUAUUGUCCUCGUAUUCAUACGCUCAUACCCUCCCUUCCGCCCUUCCCUUCCUUUCCUGGCAUUCUAUUUAUUCCGCACCUCUACUCCUCCUCCCUCCCUCCCACCUCCACUCACGACGACCCACGCACAUCCCUUAGCCUCCAAUCUCACUCAGCUACAUGACGUACGAACCACCUACGUACCGCGCAUAUACCCAAGUAUCUAGAAUUCUAUACAAGCGGGGGUUUUUCUCA